UCCAGAAUCUGCUUACAACAAAGUUUUUUGCCGAGCGAGAUCGACCAUCGAACGUGUCAAUGGAAUACUAAAAAUGAGAUUUCGUUGCCUACUCAAACAUCGUGUCUUCCACUACAAUCCUACAACUGCUGCCAAAAUCGUGAACACUUGGGCUAUCCUUCACAACAUGGCCAUUAUGGAUGGCUUCGAAUUUCCUGCUGUUGUCACGAAGCAACAACACUUUCCACAGCGAUAUUAAGAAUUCUCCCGAACUACUGUGUGACUUAUAUACUCCUCGCUCUAGUUAUGAUCGUAAACCCCAUGCUUUACGUUGCUUCAACACGAGACCUGGAAACCGCCGUCACUUGCAGACUCUCGCAAAUGACGGGAAGAGAGAGAAAACUCGUUAAAACGAUCAAAUUGAAGUUUGCGCUCAUAAAUAUUGUUUACUACCUCUGUUGGCUACCAAAUCUCAUAAAUGGAGUUUUAUUAUGGAGUUUAUGGUUCAAGUUGCCGGUGAAAAUUAUCAUCACCCUCUGGUACAUUAUGGUACAACCUUGAUACAACGAAACAGUUUUUAGCGGAAAAUAAGACAAUUCCAAACAGUAUAGUAGAAGAAGAACAGACUAAUAGUGAAACAUAUGAGUAAAAAGCAUGAAAUAAAGUAAUAAUAAUAAAAAUAAUGAUAAAAAUAAAAAUAUUGGAAAGGGAGAAGGGUCCGGCACUAAGAGACGAAUGAGACA
Molecule: messenger RNA, 722 nt
Organism: Diachasma alloeum
Lineage: Eukaryota; Metazoa; Arthropoda; Insecta; Hymenoptera; Braconidae
Exons: 3
Biological process (GO): melanosome organization; regulation of calcium-mediated signaling; G protein-coupled receptor signaling pathway
Cellular component (GO): plasma membrane; melanosome membrane
Molecular function (GO): dopamine binding; L-tyrosine binding; L-DOPA receptor activity
Source: RefSeq, a predicted model, not a curated record